AUGAUUGUAAAAAUUCCUGGUUGUACAGAAGUAAGUGCUGAAGAUGUAGGAGAGUGGAUGGCUUGUGACACGUCUGACCCUGGUUUUCAAAUUCUCAAUGACGAUGAAAUUGUUGUAAGUGUGAGAGAAGAUGUUGAAGUGGAAGUGGAAGAAGAACUUUCUGCUGAUGUUAAAGUAGACGCUGGACCAUCAGCUAGUGAAGCAUUUGCCGGCCUCGAGACUGCUUUGAAGUGGAUGGAGCGUCAGCCCGAGUGUGACCACUUGCAACUGCUCACUGUCAAGCGAAUGCGUGACCUGGCUGCCCGAAAACGGUGACGACCGCAAAACAGCUUACAUUGACGGAGAUGUUUAAAAAACAAUGAUUUUUAUUUCUAAGCUUGUACAUUUUAUUUAUAUUUAAAACAUGUGAAAAUUUCAUGUUUCUUUCAUUUAAUUCAAUAAAAAAAUAGUGCAAUAUCAAAACGUAGCUUUUAUUCUCUCCAUUGGCAAUUUAAAAAAAAAAAAACCGAUUAUCCGAAUAUUUGAUUAUCCGAAUGGGUCCCGGUCCCCAUUAAUUCGGAUAAUUGGAGUUCUACUGUAUGUAAAAAUGUUUAAAACUCUUGUUACCUAGACAUAGGAAACAACAAUGUACCUCAUUUUUCAAAAAUAGUUUUAAAAUGUUUAAAACGCUUGUUACCUAGACAUAAGAAACAACAAUGUACCUCAUUUUUCAAAAAUAGUUUUAAAAUGUUUAAAAGGCUUGUUACCUAAACAUAAGAAACA
This is a messenger RNA of Bactrocera dorsalis (oriental fruit fly), 762 nucleotides long. RefSeq lists its product as uncharacterized. The coding region runs from base 1 to 315 and encodes 104 amino acids. The transcript has a single exon. The record is from RefSeq and is a predicted model, not a curated record. Lineage: Eukaryota; Metazoa; Arthropoda; Insecta; Diptera; Tephritidae.